AUGACAACACUCGACGCAUUAAUAAACAAAGCUACUGAUGCAACACUCACUUCAGAUAACUGGCAGUACAUUCUUGAUGUGUGCGAUAAGAUAUCUUCCAACCCUGAAUUGGAAACUAGUAGAGCGGUCAACUUGCUAAAGACAAAAAUCACAUCCACAAAGGAUGCCAAUACUAUAUUAAGAUCCCUAUCAUUAUUGGUUGCCAUUGCUGAAAAUUGUGGAUCUCGUAUGAAGCAGGAAAUUGCUAGUAAAUCUUUUCUUGAAGAUUGCCUAAUCAAGAAAUUACUGGAUAAGAAGCUACACAUUACAGUCAAGUAUAGAAUAAUUGAAGUUCUCGAACAAUUGAAUAGAAGCUUUAAGUCAGAUCCAUCGUUGAAACCAAUGAAUGAUGCAUAUAACAAAGUGAAAACAGAGUAUCCUCAGUAUAUCAAAGCUCAACAGGGUCCUAGUAAGCCAGCAAAGCAGGAAAGGACACAACAGGAUAAAAACAAGGAAGAUGAAGAAUUACAAAGGGUAUUGAAAUUGUCAUUACAGGAAUACGAAAAUGAGCAGAACUUGAAGAAACAGUAUUUGAACAAUAAGCCCUUGCCUGAGUCGCAACCACAACCACAACAACAACCACAGCCACAACCGGAGCAACAACGGGCAGCAUCCCCAGCUGGAUCAGAUGCUGAGCAAACAGUUGCAACCGUAUCAAAAGUUAGGGCGUUGUACGAUUUGAUAUCGUAUGAAGAAGAUGAGCUUUCUUUCAGAAAAGGUGACGUGAUUACCGUCAUUGAAUCGGUUUAUAGAGAUUGGUGGAGAGGGUCUUUACCAAAUGGUAAAAUUGGCAUUUUCCCUUUAAACUAUGUCACCCCAAUUGUCAAUAAAACCCCUCAAGAGUUGGCACGAGAAAACGAAAUGGAGAACAGGUUGUUAAACGUUGAUCAAAAACAAAUUGACCGGUUAUUGGCUGUAUUGUCGACUAAUGACAUAUCACAAAUAAACGAGGAUGAAGUUACUGAAUUAUACAACAAUGUCAUAUCAUCACGAAUUCAAUUGGGCAGUCUCAUAGAUAAAUAUAGUGUUCGUCAAGAAGAAUUGGGUGUGUUGAAUACCCAAUUGAAUACCGAGGUCAAGUCAUACAAUGAGUUAUUAGAUAAGCUGAUAAAUAACAGGUCAAAACAAGGCAACACUGGUUCCUACAACCAGCUUCCAUACCCUACUGUAUCACAUGCAGUGCCACAAAUUGUCCAACAACAACAAUCACAACCACCACCACCACCACAAACCACUGGACCUCAAUCUCGGUAUCAAAGACCAGUUCAAACUCCGGGCCCUCAAUCUCAUUACCAGCAGCAUCAGCAACAACCACAACAAGCAACAGGUCCGCAGUCUCAGUACUACCACCCACAAGCAGCACAUCCAUCAUUGCAACAACCUACGGGACAACCACAACCAGCUGGUACGCAGCAACAGCAAUAUCACCAGCAAGCACCAGAGUCUCAGUCGCAGUCGCAGUCUCAGCCCCAGCUCCAAUUCCAACAACAACAACAACCACCUUCACAUCCGCUGUAUCAGCAAAGUACAGGCUAUAAUGCUCAAUACAGUGGCGGGCAACAAUAUCCUCCCUACGCUAACCCACAACAUAUUAACCAACAAAACACUAGCGCUGGAUUUGGUAACUCUGGGUACUAA
Lodderomyces parapsilosis is the source of this 1677-nucleotide messenger RNA. It is a transcript of the gene HSE1, whose product is annotated as ESCRT-0 subunit protein. Bases 1 to 1677 code for a protein of 558 amino acids. Gene Ontology annotation, molecular function: phosphatidylinositol binding; ubiquitin binding. Gene Ontology annotation, biological process: protein transport to vacuole involved in ubiquitin-dependent protein catabolic process via the multivesicular body sorting pathway. Gene Ontology annotation, cellular component: ESCRT-0 complex. Lineage: Eukaryota; Fungi; Ascomycota; Pichiomycetes; Serinales; Debaryomycetaceae. The record is from RefSeq and is a predicted model, not a curated record. The transcript has a single exon.